Phacochoerus africanus (Common warthog) is the source of this 762-nucleotide messenger RNA. Its product is annotated as diazepam-binding inhibitor-like 5. Bases 360 to 623 code for a protein of 87 amino acids. Gene Ontology annotation, biological process: fatty acid metabolic process. Lineage: Eukaryota; Metazoa; Chordata; Mammalia; Artiodactyla; Suidae. Gene Ontology annotation, molecular function: fatty-acyl-CoA binding. Gene Ontology annotation, cellular component: mitochondrion. The record is from RefSeq and is a predicted model, not a curated record. The transcript has a single exon.
UCUCAGAACCCUCUGGCCCCUCAGCAGUCCGCCUUCAGACAGCAAUAGCUGCUCCAUCAUUUUCUGGCAUCAAAGACGCCUUUGAAACGUCAAUGGAAUUGACCUCCUCCUUAGAAAAUGAGCCAAAAUACUUGGGCAGAUCUAAUUCAAUGGGGCCUGAUUUGCAAUCUAUGAAAACACAUUUGAUUUCCCACUGAGAAAACAAAUAUUCUAUGUUCUUCCCACACAUUGCCCUGUCUCCCUUUCCCUCCUUCUCAGACUUAAUCACCAACCUCAAGUGUUUCUAACUUUCCAUCCAACAGCUUCCAGCGCCAGAUAACAUCUAGAAAAGACAGAGGGGCCCAGCCUCAGCUCUCCCAAUGUGCCAAGUGGAGUUUGAGAUGGCCUGCGCUGCCAUCAAGCAGUUGAAGGGGCCAGUGAGUGAUAAGGAGAAAUUGCUGGUAUACAGCUUCUACAAACAAGCCACUCAGGGCGACUGCAACAUCCCUGCCCCUCCAGCCACUGAUGUGAGAGCCAAGGCCAAGUGGGAGGCAUGGAAUGGGAACAAAGGGAUGUCCAAGAUGGACGCCAUGAGGCUCUAUGUUGCCAAAGUGGAAGAACUGAAGAAAAACGAAGAUGGUUAGGGAGGACAGAGUGUCACACAGAAUGAAGUAGCAUGGUUCCUCUGGUAGGGAAUGGGGCUUCUUAAAAGACCUUGCUGGGGAAAAUGUCCUGAAACCCUAACAACCAGAGCUGAGACAUCAAUAAAUCACUUAAACUGCA